This is a messenger RNA of Staurois parvus, 381 nucleotides long. The record is from the annotation of a GenBank genome assembly. NCBI's taxonomy places the organism in Eukaryota, Metazoa, Chordata, Amphibia, Anura, Ranidae.
GUGCGCUGUAUCUCUCGGACACAGCUGAUCACCGAUCCACGGAAAGAGCUGAAGAUGUCAGCUCCGUCAUGUAAUCAGCUGUGUCCAAUCACAGCUGAUCACUGAUGAUCAGUGUGCCCUGAUGAUCUGUGUAGCCCCAGCAGUGCAACCUGUCAGUGUCAAUCAGUGCUCAUCCAUGCCACCUGCCAGUGCCCAUCAAUGCCACAUAUCAGUGCCCAUCUGAGCUGCCUUUCAGUGUCACCCAUCAGUGCCAGUCAGUGCUUAUCAGUGCCAGUCAGUGCCGCCUAUCAGUGUGCAUCAGUGCCAGUCAGUGCUGCCUAUCAGUGCCCAUCAGUGAUGCCUGUCAAUGCCCAUCAGUGCCACCUAUCAGUGUCUAUCACU